UGGCCGAUAGAGGGCCAUUGGAAGAAAGACGCCAGGCAGUGGUCCAAGAUCGAAAAGACACGAAAUUAAACUAGUUCUACGACCCAAUUAACGCAGGAUGGCUGAAGUGCCCUACAUUCUUGAUGAUCUUGACUACUACUCAGAGGCUUACCAGACCUUCACCCGAUGUUCAGCCGAGACAGGAGCCAUCCAGGACUGGGUAGAGUCCUCCUUCAAGGAACAGAUUGUUGACAAGUUGUCUGUGAAAUGCCAGUCUGCAGAUCCUCUCAGAGUGUUAGGGAUUGGAAGUGGGGCGGGAAACAUAGACUGUGCCAUGCUGGAGCAGCUCCUGCCAACGUUCCCCAGGAUCAAUAACACCAUUGUGGAGCCUUCAGAGGCUCAGAACGACCUCUUCAAGAACCUCAUAAAGGAGAAAGGAGAUGCCUUAAAAGGUGCGUCCUUCAAGUGGAGUGCAGAGACAUCCGAUCAGUACUUGGACAAAGCCUUCAGCAGUGGUGCCCAGCCACCGAAAUUCCACUUCAUACACGCAGUACAUGUUCUCUACUAUGCUUCGGACUUGAAACAGAGCCUAAAGAGACUCUAUGACAUGCUUGAAGAAGGAGGUCUCCUUUUCAUUGUUAAUCUAUCAAGGAAUUCCACUAUCAUCAAGGUCCAUCGAAAGAUGAACGAGAUUGUGACCGACAUGAGACCGCUCCUGCUGACUGAUGAGCAGAUAGAAGCUGCCUUGGACUCCCAGGACAUGCCACACACGGGUCAGCAAGUCGACCGCUACAUCCAAGGUACAGCCAUUUUCGGAGAGGGCUCUCAGGAAGGGGAUCAUCUCCUCGACUUCUUGACCCACUCCAAGGGCUUCCGAAGGGCAGCACCAGACAACCUCAGAGAGAGUAUCCUCAAGUACCUGAGAGAUCCCGACUGCUCCAUAGAGAAAGAUGGUGAGAUCCUAGUCUUUAGGCACUGGGUCCCCAUCACUGUCCCCAAGUGAUUCAGGUAUCUGUUCCGUACAUCCCCCAGAAAUAUAAUACAAGGCAGUUACAGGGAAAGUUUAAGCCGAUGAAGGUUAGAAACAGUCUCUGAGCUUGCUACCCAUUGCCAUCAUAUUUCAGUUACAUUUCAUUUUGGCAGUGCACCUUCUUAUGGGGAAUCAUUUCUCAUUAAAUCAAUAAUUCAAAAAUCUUAUGUUAGCCACCUGUUUUCUUCAAACGAUGUGAUAUCUUAAUCACAUAACCCCAACUAUACUAUACCUUUUACAUACUUGUUUUUUAAUCUCAUGUGAUGUUUAUUUUUUUUAUGUUAGAUGUAUAUCUAUAUGUAGUAGAGCGGAUUAGCCGAACAAUUGUGCAAAUUAUGACUAAAGCAUGAAACUUUCACAAGUAUUAGUAUAUGCCGUAAGAUUUAUUUUAAAGAUGGGAGGUAAAUUUAUAAAUGCCAUUUUCGGCCGUUGCCAUGGCAACAGAUUAAUUUCUCCAAAAUAACAUGCAUUCCCAUGUAAAUGGUAAAUAAACAUGAUAUAGAUGACCAAAAUGAUAAUUUUCAGGCUCCCAAUUGAAUACAUAUGAAAUUGCGAAAUAUUCAAGAUCUUUAAGAAAGUUCCAAUUGGUCCGUUGCCAUGGCAACGGCUUGUUUUUCCCCAGAAAAGUAAAAAUUUUGAUUAAAAAAACGUUGUAGAAUAUGAUUUAUCUUUAAUUUCCCCUAACUUUACAGUGCUUAUCGAAGAUAUUUUGGUUGCUAAAUGUGUAAAUUACAUCUCAAGCCAUUGCCAUGGCAACCAAAUAACAUCUAAUUUACAAAAGAACAUGUUUGACAAGACAAUGGACAGGUGGAAAAUACAAGUGGAAUUAACUUUAUCUGUAUGCUUAAGAUUUGACCCCCUCAUUUGAACAAAAAAUACAGAAAGUGUUCUGCAGGAGUUCUUUAUAAAGAUAAGAAUUAAUGUUGCCUUGGUAAAGCUUGAAUUGAAUUUAAAAAUAAACAAUUUUGCAAAGGACCCGUUGCCAUGGCAACAUCUUAUUUCCCUGUAGAAAAGUAAAAAUAUUGAUAAAAAUGUAAAAUACAUGUACAGUAAGAUCAUCAUUCCAGUUUCCCUAAUUUCAAGGUACUAAUCGAGAUAUGUUUGUGACUAAAUUUUAUAAAUAUAACAUCUUAAGCCAUUGCCAUGGCAACCAAAUAACAUCUAAUUUCUUUUUAAAGUGGAUGAUAAGGUUAAAAACAGGUGAAAGAUACAAUGAAUAUUAACUUAAUGUGCAUUCGUAAGGUCUGACCAACUCAAUUAAUUUAGGGGAAAAUAAUACAGUCAGUGUUCUGCAUGAACUAAAUUAGAAUGAUAAACAUUGAUGUUGCCUUGGUAAUACUUGAAUUCAACAAUAAAUAUUAAUAUUCAAAAUGGCCUGUUGCCAUAGCAACAGAUCAUUUAGUAUCAGUUUUGAUUAAAAAAGGGACUGUAGAAUCUGAUUUUUCUUGCAUUUACCCUAAUCUUUGUUUGCUAAACAUCGAUAUGUUUGAUGCAAAAUGUAUAAAUAACAUCUUCAGCCUUUGCCAUGGCAACCAAUUAAGAUAUAAUUUUUGUCUCACCUGCAUAGCAGAGCGAGACUAUAGGCGCCGCUUUUCCGACGGCGACGGCGACGGCGGCGGCGGCGUCAACACCAAAUCUUAACCUGAGGUUAAGUUUUUGAAAUGACAGCAUAACUUAGAAAGUAUAUGGACCUAGUUCAUGAAACUUGGCCAUAAGGUUAAUCAAGUAUUACUGAACAUCCUGCCUGAGUUUCAUGUCACAUGACCAAGGUCAAAGGUCAUUUAGGGUCAAUGAACUUAGACCAUGUUGGGGGAAUCAACAUCAAAAUCUUAACCUAAGGUUAAGUUUUUGAAAUGUCAUCAUAACUUAGAAAAUAUAUGGACCUAGUUCAUGAAACUUAUACAUAAGGUUAAUCAAGUAUCACUGAACAUCCUGCAUGAGUUUCACAUCACAUGACCAAGGUCAAAGGUCAUUUAGGGUCAAUGAACUUUGGCCGAAUUGGGGGUAUCUGUUGAAUUACCAUCAUAACUUUGAAAGUUUAUGGAUCUGAUUCAUGAAACUUGGACAUAAUAGUAAUCAAGUAUUACUGAACAUCCUGUGCAAGUUUCAGGUCACAUGAUCAAGGUCAAAGGUCAUUUAGGGUCAAUGAACUUUGGCCAAAUUGGGGUAUUUGUUGAAUUACAGCCAUAAAUUUGAAAGUGUGUUGGUCUAGUUCAUAAAACUUAGUCAUAAUAGUAAUCAAGUAUCACUGAACAUCCUGUGCGAGUUUCAGGUCACAUGAUCAAGGUCAAAGGUCAUGUAAGGUCAAAGAACUUUGGCCACGUUGGGGGUAUUUGUUGAAUUGCCAUCAUAUCUCUAUAAGUGUAUUGGUCUAGUUCAUAAAACGUGAAAAUAAGAGUAACCAAGUAUCACUGAACAUCUUGUGCGAGUUAUAGUAGUUUUCAAAAUCAGCACUGCUGCUAUAUUGAAUCGCGUGAUGCAGGUGAGACGGCCAGAGGCAUUCCACUUGUUAAAACAAACUAACACAGUUGUAAUGAUAAUGGACAGGUGGAAAGUAAAGUAUAGAUUUACUUAAUCUACAUAAGGUUUGACUUUGACCAGUCAUUAAGUUUUGAACAAAAAAUACAGUAAGUGUUCCGCAUGAGUUCAUUAGCAUGAUAAAAACUGAUGUUGCCUUGGUAAUGCUUGAAUUUAUUGAUAUCAAUGUUUACAAAUGUGUGUUCUGUUCCCAUGGCAACGGGUCAUUUUAUUCCCCCUAAAAUACCAUCUUUGAUAAAAAAAAAUACCUUGUAGAAUCUUAUUUUUCAUUCAAUUCUACUAAGUUUAGGGUGCCAAACAUACACGUACAUCUCUGUUGGUUAAUGUAUAAAUAACAUCUUAAGGCAUUACCAUGGCAAUAAAAUAACAUAUAAUUUACCCCAAAAAUAACAUGGCUGACAAGAUAAUGGACAGGUGGAAAAUACAAUAAAAUUAACUUAAUAUGCUUGAAUUUAUUGAUAUCAAUGUUUACAAAUGUGUGUUCUGUUCCCAUGGCAACGGGUCAUUUUAUUCCCCCUAAAAUACCAUCUUUGAUAAAAAAUACCUUGUACAAUCUUAUUUUUCAUUCAAUUCUACUAAAUUUAGGGUGCCAAACAUACACGUACAUCUCUGUUGUUUAAUGUAUAAAUAACAUCUUAAGGCAUUACCAUGGCAAUAAAAUAACAUUUAAUUUACCAAAAAAUAACAUGGCUGACAAGAUAAUGGACAGGUGGAAAAUACAAUAAAAUUAACUUAAUAUGCGUAAGGUUUGACCUACUCUUUUAAUUUCAAAAUCACAUUAAGUGUUAUGCAUGAUUUCUUACGAUAUGUUGAUUUGGUAAUGCUUGAACAUAAUGAUAAAUAUCAAUGUUGCCAAUGGUCCCUUAAAAGUACAAAUUUUGAUAAAAAUAAUAUGUUUAUUUUAUUUCCUAGUCCCUUAUUUGAGGGUGCUGAACAUAAAUAUGCUAAAUGAUAAGCACCAUCUUAUUUCAUUAUACAUGGCAUCGACAUAAGACCUACAAAAAUCAUAUCAGACUUUUUUGGGCUCAAAUAAAUUCCCGAAACUCUAAUUUCGAGGCUGGUCAAUUUCAUUCAAAGUAUUCGCAGGCUGCCAUUUUGAAGAAAGCGUCUUGGUGUGAUUUGUGCUUUAAGGCCGUUCAUCAUAUCAAUAUACAAGGGGAUAAUAGGCGUUGAUAAAUCGAAAUCAAAAGUCUAUCUGAGGAGUUGACAUGGUCUUGAGCUCCUAAUCAAUGUAAAUACAGUAAAUCAACUUUUACAUGGAAAUCAUUAAAAUUUUGCUUUGUCUGACUGUUUUAGCAUAAUACUUGGCUCGAAAUUUGAUGACAAAGAAUUAUCAAGUAUCAUCUGCUAGUACGCAUUUUAAUUUCUGCAUAUAUCAGAAAAUUGUUACUUUUUGAAAAUUCCCAUCAUUUCUUGAAAAUUGCCGAAAAUUCAAAAAUUCCCACCAAAUUCCCGUUUAUUCCCAUGAAAAGAUUCCAUCAAGAAAAUUCCCGGAAAUUCUGCAACCCCCCAAACCCCCCCCAAAAAAAAAUAAUUACCAAGAAAAAAAUAAAGAGAACCUGAAAGAGAGAUGGAUAAAAUAUGAUUAUUUUACAAAUACUAUACCCAAAA
Molecule: messenger RNA, 5158 nt
Organism: Lytechinus pictus (painted urchin)
Lineage: Eukaryota; Metazoa; Echinodermata; Echinoidea; Temnopleuroida; Toxopneustidae
Product: histamine N-methyltransferase-like
Exons: 4
Coding region: 98-982 (294 amino acids)
Source: RefSeq, a predicted model, not a curated record